Canis lupus familiaris (dog) is the source of this 2526-nucleotide messenger RNA. It is a transcript of the gene MBD3, whose product is annotated as methyl-CpG binding domain protein 3. NCBI's taxonomy places the organism in Eukaryota, Metazoa, Chordata, Mammalia, Carnivora, Canidae. The transcript has 8 exons. The record is from RefSeq and is a predicted model, not a curated record. Bases 385 to 1212 code for a protein of 275 amino acids. Gene Ontology annotation, molecular function: DNA binding.
GGCUGGGGGAGGCAGAAGCCGUGGGCGGCAGGCCGGCGGCCACCUGCUGCCUUCCUCCUCCCUCCCCUUUUCUUUCUGAAUGCUGGAAGAUGCUUUUGUUCCUGAGCCAGCUCUGGUGGCUCCCUCCCCCUUGCUGCACGAUCCCGGGGCGCGUUCAGGUCGCUGGACCCCGUAAAGGGGGCCCCGGCCACGUGCUGGGCGCGGGCCGGUACUGGGGUGCUGCGCGUGCACCCCGCACUGGGGUCGCUCAGGGGCCUUGGCUGCAGGAGGGCGGUGAGCAGGAAAGGGAGGGCAGCUGUCAGGACCAGCGCGGGGCUGGCUUCCCCGAAGAGCAGCGGCCCUGCUGGGGCACCGAGGGAGCGGGCACUGCCCUUGUCUGCUGCGAUGAAGCCUGCAUCCCCGCGGCUCUGUCCCGCUGGGUCAGUGAGGAGCCCCAGUGGGAAGAAGUUCCGGAGCAAGCCCCAGCUGGCACGGUACCUGGGGGGCUCCAUGGACCUGAGUACCUUCGACUUCCGGACGGGCAAGAUGCUCAUGAGCAAGAUGAACAGGAGCCGCCAGAGGGUCCGCUAUGACUCCUCGAACCAGGUCAAGGGCAAGCCCGACCUGAACACGGCCCUCCCCGUCAGACAGACGGCAUCCAUCUUCAAGCAGCCGGUGACCAAGAUCACCAACCACCCCAGCAACAAGGUGAAGAGUGACCCCCAGAAGGCUGUGGAGCAGCCUCGGCAGCUUUUCUGGGAGAAGAAGCUGAGUGGCCUGAAUGCCUUCGACAUCGCUGAGGAGCUCGUGAAGACCAUGGACCUCCCCAAAGGCCUGCAAGGCGUGGGACCUGGCUGCACAGAUGAGACCCUGCUGUCGGCCAUCGCCAGCGCCCUGCACACCAGCACCAUGCCCAUCACGGGGCAGCUGUCGGCCGCCGUGGAGAAGAACCCGGGGGUGUGGCUCAACACGGCCCAGCCCCUCUGCAAGGCCUUCAUGGUGACCGACGAGGACAUCAGGAGGAGAGCCGACGGGAAGCAGGAGGAGCUGGUACAGCAGGUGCGCAAGCGGCUGGAGGAGGCCCUGAUGGCCGACAUGCUGGCCCAUGUGGAGGAGCUGGCCCGGGACGGUGAGGCGCCGCUGGACAAGACCGGUGCGGACGAGGAUGAUGAGGACGACGAGGACGAGGACGAGGACGAGCCCGACCAGGACCAGGAGAUGGAGCAUGUUUAGAGCAGAGGCCCCGGGGAGCCCUGCCUGCGGGGAGCCACUGCCAACUCCAGCUUUGCCACACUUGGACCAGGCUCUGUGGCCCAGCCCAGGAGGAUGGCGGCCCCUCCUAGGCCUUCCCAGGCGUGUCCCCUCCCCCAGGUCCACGGAGGCACGGCUGGAGGACAGCCCCUGCCUGAUGGGCCCCCACGUUUGCUCUUCUCUGAACGGCCUGGGUCCGGAAGUGCCAGUCGCCCCCGGGCCCCGCCUGCAGGAGGCCGUCCUCGGAGCCAUCACUCCACACUGGACUCGGGACCGGCCUCGUCCCCACGGCCGCCUCAUACAGGACAGCUGCCCCCAGGCGGCCUGUGAGGUCCCCCAGGGGCCGGAGGAGCUUUUUCUGGGACAGUCAAGCUGCGGGACGAUAUUCCAGGGUCGACACAGGAGCCCUCCAGGUGCAGGCUGGCUCCCCUGCGUGCCCCCAGCGGGCGAAGCCGUCGUGGCUCCGAGCGGCACACACCAGGCGUCCUUCAAUAAAGCCGUGACGCCAGUGAGGCUGGACGUCCGCAUGACUGCUUAGCCUUUGUGUGUGCUGCACGUGGACGCCAGUUCUGGCCUCCGUGCUGGGAAACCUCGCCGUCCCCACGCUCCCAGCCCUGCCUGAGGGGCAGCCAGCCCCCAGGACAGAGAACUCGCGGCUGACUUGCCCGGCGGGGCUCCAAGGCAGCUGCGCCGGCUGCCAUCUGCGUCCCCCUCCCCCCGUGUCGCAGGGACAGUGACGCCCCUCGCUUGGGGCCAGAGCUGGCGCUGGGGCCGCGGCUCCUCGGAGCCCCCGGCCUGGGGUGUGUUGUGCGGCCCGGCAAUUCCCGGUGCCCGGAGCCACGGCCCCUGGGAGCCCUGGGCACGGAGUCCGCGUGGAGUUCCUUCGUCCCGCGCCCUCCAGCCCCGAGUGCCUUGGGCGGGGCAGCCACCCUGUCCCCGCGCGGCCCCGACCCACAGCCUGAGACCGUCAGGCAGGACCCGGGUUGCUGCCUCGUGUGGCCGUCACCCUGGCCGGCCCGGAGGGUGGGCAGAUGGCGGAGCCCCUGCGCCCCAGGACGCCGGCCCCGGCCGGCCGGCAGCAUCCCGCUGGUCCAGUCAAAGCACAGCUCCUCGGGAGCCACCCCCAAGGCUGAUGUUGUCCUGCCUCUCACGCAGGCUGCACCCGCUGAGGGAGCUGUGCCUGGGGCUGGCCCCUGCGUGGGCCUGAGGCCCGGAGCCCUGCUCAGCGGGCGGGACCGCGGGGCCCGGGAGGCACCCCGUCCUGCGGGCGACCGUUGAAUAAAGCCAUCUCGGUGA